Papilio xuthus (Asian swallowtail) is the source of this 1488-nucleotide messenger RNA. The record is from RefSeq and is a predicted model, not a curated record. Lineage: Eukaryota; Metazoa; Arthropoda; Insecta; Lepidoptera; Papilionidae.
GCAUACACAAUCACAGUGUAAAAAUGUCGUCCCAGGUGUAGACUUUGUUUAAUAUUUGCCAACAAUUUUCGUUUAUUUCGACAAUUUCAACGGAGGUGCAUUCGCUUGAAAAAAACUAAUUUUAUAUUAGUUGUUGCGAACUUCUUAUUUUAACCGAAAUACAUUGCGUGGAGAGAUGGCCGAUGAGAUGGAUCCUUGCGAAUGCCUGUGGAAUCAUGAACUGGCGAUGCGACGACUUAUAUCACUGUUGCGACAAGGGCAAGCAUACUGUACUGACAGUGAGUGCCUGGAGCAGCUGCCGGGGCUGCCACGGCCUGAGUCCGCCGGAAACAGCUUCCUGAUGAUGUUCAUAGUGAUGGCGCUCGCAGUCGCCAUGUACGCGCUGCGUCCGCGUCGUAACCAGCUUCAGGACGCCGCUAAACCAACGCCCAAUUCCCAAGACCGCGACGGAGCACCGCCUACGCCACCAAUAAAUUAAUUUCGACAGAGAAAACUUUAAAAAGUUUUAUAAACUAAUUCCAAUAUAUAUAAUACUAGCUGUGAAACCCGGCAAGAGUUGCAAUGCAAUGUAAUAUAGAUAUCAAAAACAAAGCAUAAUUAAAAAGUAUUUUUGGAGUCAAAGACAUUGGCGUCCUCAGUUCUACUAAAAUUUCAUCACAAUCUGAUCAAUAGUUUAGAAAGAUUUAGAAGACAAACACUGAUAUUUUAUUUAUAUAGCUAUAAGUAUGGUGAAACCCAAUCAUGUAAGUAUGAACAUCUUGGUGAUAACUUGUCGGUAAGAUCAGUAUAGUGAUAGUAAAGCUGAUAAUAAAAAAAACAACAUAGUUCUUUAUCAAUAUGUAUAGAAUCUAUCUCAAAUUAGUAUGUAUUGAUGUUAUUUAAAUAUUUCUUAUUAUGUCAGUUGAAGAAACUGAUAUGUUUUAGCGAAUGUAAAGAAAAUUGUGUCUUGUGACGUCACAAGUUGAAUUAUGUAUCAUACAAAUGAUAAGUGUUAAAGUUCUUCAACCAUUCCAUAAUUGUUACAUUUAUGUUGUAUUGGUGUUUUUUUUUCUUUUAAACUUUUUACAAAUCGAAUCUCUUCACGAUUUUUACCUCGAAAUUGUAUAUUUAUCUUUCUUAUUUCAACAUUGGUGCUAUAAUUUAAUGAAAUAAAAUAAUACUUGAAUUUUAUAAAAGUUGGUCACAAAACCCUAUUAUAUUUAGAAACAAUAUUUAUAUAAGAUCAACGCUAAAUCUUUACAUCUCCAGUAGCAAUUGGUACAUUUUUGCUUGCCUUAUUUUAUUAAUUGAUCUUUGACAUACCUACUUAGGUACAUUUCGUUCUGACGUCAUUUGUGAUACUUAGAUUUAGUUUUUUUUUUCGAUUUCGGGUUUGGGUUAAAAUAUUUAUUUAUGCUUUCUUUCCACGCGAUGUAAUAUUGACAAACACCAUUCGAGAUUUGUAUUAAUUAUGUGCAAUUAAAUAAAUAUUUGUAAUUUAAAUUUUGA